AUGAAACGAACAGGUGCUUACAAAUUGAUAGAUAAACUAGAUGGAAUUCAUCGAACUGCUAGUCAAACAUGUCUAGCCGAUAUUGUCGAACAAGUAGAAAUCAAAUUGGAUAAUUUACUUGAUUCAAAAUGUAUCGACGAAGUACACUAUAUGAAAAUGAAUAUUAGUCGAUUAUCGGUUCGAAUGCAUUAUCUUUAUUUUGAACCAGAAAUUCACAAAGUAUGUGUUAUACUGCUCUUUUAUUUUGUUUCUAUUAUGAUUUGUAAUGA
Molecule: messenger RNA, 269 nt
Organism: Didymodactylos carnosus
Lineage: Eukaryota; Metazoa; Rotifera; Eurotatoria; Philodinida; Philodinidae
Source: the annotation of a GenBank genome assembly